This is a messenger RNA of Oikopleura dioica, 1395 nucleotides long. NCBI's taxonomy places the organism in Eukaryota, Metazoa, Chordata, Appendicularia, Copelata, Oikopleuridae. The record is from the annotation of a GenBank genome assembly.
AUGAAGCUUUUUCCACUUAUGACGAUCGCAGAGGACCGAAGCUGCAGCUUCCAGCUCCAAAAGUUUGAGAUGGGUCUGUCAGCCUUCAAGAGCGCUCCCCUUUGCCAGAUAUCCGACACAUCACUUUGGGAGGAAAAGCAAUGCAGCGCUUUUUCGUGCACAUGCGUCGACUCAACUACUGGGUAUUCCACUGACCCUCCUCGCCAAGCAUCUAAGGCUGACAAGGAGAAACUGAAAUGCUCCGGAACCCCUUGUCUCGACGAAUACAAGAAAAAUACACAGCUGGCCGGGGACAAUAUCGCCAACGGAAUGGUCGACUUGCCCUACAUUCCUACCUGCACGCUGUCCGGUUACUACCAUCCGGUUCAAAACGACCCCGUUACCGGCGCAUCUUUUUGCACAGGUCCCCGCGGCGAAUACAGAGUUCCAGUCGACGAAAAUGCGCCUAACGCGUCUGGCAAAAAGAAGAACAAGGAAAAGAGCUCCAGGGAGAAUUCGGAGUAUGACAGAUUGCGAAGCGACCAGAUUAUGAGCGAAGACCGUGUCGCAGCGGAGGAAAUGUGCUUGCGACAACGCUCGCGUAUUCUUGAACAAAUUCGCGAAAUCAAACGAAUCGAUGUCGACACAUUCCACUACGAAACCUUGUAUCAAACGAUGACAGAUGAAUUCGAGGAGCAAAUAGAGGAGAUGAGGAUACUGGAAAUGAAAUCGAGAAUGGCCACCCGAAUACUCGAAAUUCAAGAAAUGAUUCAAAAAUCAACAAUAACAGCUAAGAAGCUCACGUGUGAAAUAGAUGAGAUCCGGACAAGAAGGCUCCGUUCCCAUUCCGAGCCAGUAAAUCAAUCGACUCCAACAAAGAAGAAAUGGCGAGACUCGAACGAAGAAAAUAAAAGUCGCGGACCGGGAAAUUACGCGAGCAACACUUUCAGCCGCCGGCGCGAUCCGACCGCGUUGACGAUGAAGAGCUACUCCUCCAUGACUCCAGCGAGUCGGAGACGACCCGGCGCUGGAUCUACUGCGAUUGUUAGGAGCAAAUCGCAAAGCUACAGGGAAACACAAAGUGAUGCGCAGCUGGUUUAUAGGGCAAACUUUUUACGAAAUCGAAAUGCGCCGAGCGAUACAAUUCAAAACCCGCAAAGAAAAACGGAGAACAAACCGGUCUCUGAGCAAUGCACACAUACUGAAGUGCACGUCAAACUAGCAGAAAGAAAAGCACUCAUGGCUCGCUCUGUCUCAGACAUGGCCCUGGUAGAUCGCAUUGGGACGCUGCCUUUUUCAAAGUCGGAGCGCAAACUCAACUCUUACGAUAAUGAUUCCGACACUGGUAUAAGUUCAAUGCACUCAUCGGAAGCUGAUUUUCGCUGUUCUCCUGAUCGCAAAAUCACACUUGUCUAA